AUGAAGAAAAUAGAAGCAAUUAUCAGACCGGAGAAACUCACCAUAGUGAAGUUUAUGCUUGGCGAGGCAGGCUUUUACGGACUGAAUGCUACUCACGUAACGGGACGCGGUGGACAGCGUGGCAUUGUCCAUACUGGACGCGCCGGGCAGACAAUUACCGUGGACAUGCUGCCCAAGAUGAAGCUGGAAUUAGUAGUCAAGGAUUCGGACGUGGACACGGUUGUUGACAUAAUCGUCGAAUCCGCGCGCACCGGCGAAAUCGGCGACGGCAAAAUAUUCAUCCACCCGAUAGAGGACACCAUUCGGGUCCGCACAGGCGAGCGCGGCGACGCAGCCGUCUAA
Molecule: messenger RNA, 342 nt
Organism: Geodia barretti
Lineage: Eukaryota; Metazoa; Porifera; Demospongiae; Tetractinellida; Geodiidae
Source: the annotation of a GenBank genome assembly